Messenger RNA from Prunus avium (sweet cherry), 496 nucleotides. NCBI's taxonomy places the organism in Eukaryota, Viridiplantae, Streptophyta, Magnoliopsida, Rosales, Rosaceae. The record is from RefSeq and is a predicted model, not a curated record.
GCUGGCAAUUAUGCAAUGUGUGGUCGUGCUUACAGUCCUGAUUUCAUGUACCUUUGGCCGAAUGCCAGAAUAUCUGUGAUGGGUGGUGCUCAGGCUGCUGGCGUCCUUGCUCAAAUAGAAAGGGGCAACAAGAAAAAGAAAGGAAUUGAGUGGGACAAGGAAGAAGAGGAAAAAUUCAAGGCAAAGGUAGUGGAGGCAUAUGAGAGGGAAGGAAACUCCUAUUACUCCACAGCAAGGCUAUGGGAUGAUGGAAUUAUCGAUCCGGCCGACACAAGAAAAGUCAUAGGCCUCUCCAUCUCUGCUUCUAUGAACCGUGACCCAGAAGAAACCAAGUACGGUGUAUUCAGAAUGUAAUGUUGUAGUAAUACAAUGAAUCUGUGAAAGAAAUAGCAGCCAAAAUGCUUGGUCCUUGUUCAUUCAAAUGUUGUUCUCUUGAAAUGUUCCCCACAAAUUUCUCACUGAAUAAAAAACAUCCAACGACUUUCUUUAGUUGAAA